AUUAAGAGCAUGAUUAAUAAUUAGACAGUGACCUCUGCUCCUUUGUAACUUCAGCCCAUUCCAAGCUGUUACAAACCUGGAAUCUUACAAGCCUGCUGGAGAUUGCUGUUACCUGAAGAGUUAGGAUCUGAUCUCUAUAGCAGGUAAUACUUUGUAUCAUGCAUUGUCUGUGUAUUUAUCUUGUAAUGGAUUUAAUGGGAUGUGUAAUAUAAAACCAACACUGGGGGGCUCAGAAAUGAUUGCUCCCUAAUGUGCACUGAGUAUCAUUUUAGUUCAGAUUAUUUUCUGUACCAUGUAAGACUCCUUAUUGAUUGGUUUACUUUUCUUAAACAUUGCCACCCAUAAUAUUAAUUUAUCUGACAACAGGUUGCUUGGUUUUGUUUUUCUUAUUUAUUUAUUUCAACUAUUACAACCUAUAUUUGUAGGAUUUAUUAUGUGAGAGUGAUUUCGUUGGCUUUGUAUUUAGACAGUGGAUUUUUUUUUUGAAUUUUUUUUAUUUAAACAGGUGUUACAAAUAUUACUUUUAAAGUUUAGAUUUUUUUUUCCCCUUGCCCUAUCAGAAUAGGGAGACAUUUGGUGACAGACAUCUGAUAAUCUAAAUAAGUCUUGAAUUGGGCAUUGAAUGAGGAGUAAAGGGGGUUGGAAUAUUUGGACAAAGUUGCAGGAAUCCAAAUCUUACAUUUGUCAUGAUUGGGACAGCAUUGUGCUUGUUUCCUGAAUUAAUAAUGGAUAGAUCCUGGCCAGGUUUUUGAAGAAGAAGAAGAAGAAUUCGUUUAUGAUUGAAUGGUGAUGGUGGUUAAAAGGAGGAAUGAGAUCUUGUAAUAUUGUGUUGGGGAGUUUGUCAUGUUGGGGAGAUUGUAGGGUUCUUGUUGUGAUUGCGGUUAAUUUAUAGCAGAAUGUUUUUGGUUUUUUUAGAUGUUAAACUUCAAAUAACAGAUUGAAUUCAGGAAGUGAUUCUGGAUAAACAAUAAAUAAUAUGAAGCCGUAUAGGUGGCAAUAGUUUUGCUACGAAUGUAUUCAUUAACCCCUUAAGGACACAACUCCUGGAAUAAAAGGGAAUCAUGAUGGAGUAUUUCCGUCAUGUGUCCUUAAGGGCUUAAGAUGAUUUUGCAGAGAGAAUAUGAAUGUAGACGAGAUAGCUAUGGAUGAGAAGAAAACCUAAAAAAUAAAAUAAAAAUUGAUACACAUGUCAAAGGAAUAAACCGUGGUAACUGGACCCCUGUCUAAGUCCUGGUUUAUAGGCAGACACCUUAGGCUGCCUUAUGGUAAUGCAGUUAUGGAUGUAAGUUACAAUCAAGGGUCACCUAUGCCAUGCCCAGUGGUUACAAACAUACAAUACUAAGCGCUGCACUCACACUCCCACUACUCCUGGGCGGCAGCAAUGACUGUUUUACACCUCGGCCCCAAUACAUACAAUAAAAACCAAAGACAAAAUGUACUUUCACUCUAUCCCACCCACAUUUAAAUAACAGGAAGUUUUUAGUACCAUUCCAAUGUGGCUCACCUGCCAGGUGAGUCCUACCUAAACUAAUAAUUCCCCCUGCUGCUUUCAUCUAAAGGGCAAAAUGUCUUAUGAGGCCGAUACAUUUCUAAACCUCUACAACCUCAUUAUCCCUUAAUAGGGAGCACAUGUGGUGGGCUGCAGCACUCUUACAUGUCUGUGUGAUACAAACGCAAAUACAAACAUACACAAUAAAUCCCUGUGCUUAAACGCUCACACUUUCUGUUUAACAAGCUGUGAAGUAAUGUAACCAACCACACCAUCACCAGGAAUCCUUUCAUGGGCAGAGUGUCAUGUUUGUGUCCAUAUUUAGAACGUAGGUGCCAGCUUCAAUGUGUUAGAAGCCCAGAAUUGCAUGCAUGUUCCUAAUGGGAUCUGUAUUCUAAACCUUAGAGAUAAUGGAUCGGCUGUUUGUGUGCUGGAUCCUGCAAUUUGUCCAGCUUUGAUUAAUUCUGCACACUGGGUCAUUUUCCUUUCACUGGCUGUUACAAAAACCUGAGCUCUCUGAUAAUGAUAAAGCGCCAGAGCAUUUAUCAAAUAUUUGUCACAUUUUAUUACUCAAGAAUAAUCCAUCGUAUACUCCCAAUCUUGGACGCAAAAUCAGGAAUACUGUAUUCAAGGUCACCUGUGCAUAUAAAACUGCAUACCUGUUCUCGUUUAUGGUCUGUGGGAUACCAACUGAUUUUAUAGCUUUGUAGCUUAUCAAUACGUUAAAGGCCACGCUGUAUAAGAAACGUUACAAGAUAAUGCAUUACUCAAAGAGUUAAAGGGACACUCUCAGCCAUACAUUUCAACAUUUCUGUUUUGACCGAUUUUUAGGUGACUUGUAACAAUUCGUACAUCUAAAAAUGUCAUUGAGAACACACACAGUGUAUCUUAUUUAAACAGAUUGAUUUCGAAACACAUGUAUUGUAGUUUAAAGACAUAUUACUGGGGAUGUUAUUGCUGUGGAGCUCUGUUAUACACUCAGACACACCAACAAUAUGGAGCUCCUAGAAAAGAAGGAUAUUAGAAUAGAAAAGAGAGAGGGAUUUGGGUACUAAAUAGGGACACUUGGGAGGUAUCCUUCUAAACACGCUAUGCAUAGAGGCACUAAACGUUCCCCAUAGAGAUGCAUUAAUUCAGUUCAUUCUCAGGAAAUGCUGAUUGACGCAAUUUGGCGUUUUGCCACGUGUGCAAUAGACUCCAAAUGCUUUCCAAUGGGAAAACACUGGAUUGGCUGAGAUCAAUUUCAACUACGGAGGUGGGGCCAACUACGGCGAGACCAGUGUGGGAGAAAGAGAAGGGGGGGGGGGGCUGUAGAAACCGCAAUGUUUUCAUUUAAGGGUUAAAUGCAUUUCUGGUGGAUGUCCUUCUGACAGCCACUAGAGGUGCUUCCUCCUCCAGAACAGAGUCAAACUCAGUCCUUCAACCAAAUGCUGCUCGUAUGAGCAUUUGAUUUUAGGAGCGCGGCUUUUGGCCGUGCUUAAAUAUCUCAUCCACCAGAUAGUGGUGGCGCAUAUGGCUACUGGGGAGUUGUAAUUGCGCUGGAAACAAGGUGACUAAUCUUUAACUCUAACUUGUAGUAGCCAAGCGGGAUGGACAGUGGUCACAGUAAUUGAAGAGAACCUAUAGUCAUGAAAAAACCAAUUAUUUUCAGGACUAUAAGCUCCCUUUAACUCCUAAUUGGCAGAGAAUGUAUCAGUAAAAUUGUACUUGCGUGAUAUAUCCACUUCUUUAAGCCAAAGUAGUUAUGGUCCAGUUAUAGUAUACCUUUACCAGGCAAAACUCUUUAUCUCUACCUAUGCACUUACUGUUUGCUACACAGUAAAAAAGAACAGUAUGGUGUGCGUAUAUUGAGAUUUGUGUAACCAUUAGGACCCCGGCCGUCCUGUGAUGAGAUAAGAUGGGAGACGGCAGUAAUAUGGCAUUUAUUUAUCAGAUAAUGGAAAUUCUUGCAGGUAACUUUUGCAUGUUGGAUUCAAUCAAUUGGUGCCAAAUCAUGCACUUCCCGACUGUGAAUAAGGACAAUUUUAUUUAGCUAUUUUUAGAAAUUGAGUGGGUCAAACUACUCCUUCUUUUUUUCGGAUUAAUUAUUUUUUUUCUCCAGCAGUUAAAACACUCACAGAAUGGACGAAGGGAACGUCAGAAGCCGUAAGGCGAUUCAGGAUAAUGCAGGGGAGCAGCAAUCUGUCCAAAGCAAGGAACCCAAGACCAUGAACCUGCAGAAACAGGUAGGUCUUCCUUCUCUCCUAAUUCCACGAAUGUCUUGAAAUUAAAAUGAGAUUUCAACAAUAGAAAAUAUAGAAUCGCAGCUUUGGAUUCUUCCAUAAUGCUCCAUCAGCCCCUUUGCUGUCUGAGAUUUUAGGGAGUUUCAUCCAACAAUGGCAGGAUGGUUUGCACAUCUCAUCCAUCUGUGAAUAUUUUACAGCAGUUGGUAUGGAACUACAUUACCCAUAAUGCUUCAGCUGGCAUUGUCAAUAUAGACUUGUGGACGUGACUGACGCCAUCUGUGUUGUGAUUGACUUUCCAGAGCAUCACAGUCCAGCUCUAGGCAAUUACUAUGAUACUUCUAGUCCUGUUGUAUUACUUAUUUAUUGAAUUAUGUUUAUGUAAGGAAACCUGGUAUAUUUAAUCCUCAUUCGGUAGUUUCCUCCCGAACCGCCAGAGCAUCAGUGAAUAUAGCUCUCAGUUUGGUAGAUGCAAUAGACAAAAUCCAUACGAAUACAAAUAGCUUUAUAAGAUAAUUCCCUUAAUAAAGCAUACGAAUCCCCAAACAUCAGCCGAAGUCAAGAAGAAGGGUACAACAGAACUGGCUUUAAUGACCACACACAGGCUUUUAUGCAAGUCCCCAUGUAAGGGGACAUCCCACAGGGUGGGACACAGUAUCAUUUACAGGAAAACCGUAAAACACACCCAGCACAAACUUACAAUUCCUUCCCCUAGUCCUGGAGAUAAUCAAGUCUGAUAAAGUAAUAACUUGAUUAUCUCCAGGCAGAAAAAUCAAAAUUUUCCCCAAUAUUCAGAACACUCCUUUAUAUAUGGGGUAUCCCCACUAAUAAUAUGUCCCCUGAUAGCCCCGAUCUGGGUGAUCAACAUAUUCAAAUUUCACCCAGAUCAGUUCAGGGGUUCUCAAAAAGGGUGAAAGUCAUUUGUGACCGGCUAACCGUGAGCUGGCUGCCCAAAAAAGUUCCAGGAGUUUGGGUGGUUUUGCCGGUCUAUUCAGUAAAGGGGCAAAAAACGAAUAAUUCCAUGAAUGGAUUCCCUGGCUCUUAGCAGCGAUUGUUCCCCUCAUUCGAAUGCACAAAAGUACAGAAUAGCGCUCUCCUAGCUAUUCGGGAACUAUAGAUCCAGCGUUCGCUUGUUGGAGACCGGUGUUCGGGAAGUCGAGUGUCCGAUUUUAGUUCCAGACACUCAACGACCAAGUCCCGCUGCCUUUGUUUGGCUGAAAAAAGAUGGCAGCGGUUUUCUCAGCCACGUGACGUUCAGUAGUACGAACGCCGGCCGCAAAGAUAGAGGGUUCAAUUGAUGCAUUCUUUGAAGUUUAAUGAGCCAGGGGGGUGGUCUUUGUUCGGUAGUUAGAUCUACCGAAUGAAUAGGGAAGAAAUAUUGCACAUAGAGGGGGAUUUCUUCACAGUUUAGAUGAUUUAUUUUUAAAUUUUAUGUAUUUAUUGUGUUUAAGGAGCAUAUUGCAAGUCUUACGAGCUAGGAAUUUCAAUGGUUUUGUUUGGUGGUACUGUGUUAAGGAUGUUAUUUUACAGUUUGUUGCCUCUCCUCGGUUGUGAGGAUCCAAAGGAUGCCAGGAUGCUUUUAUAUGUAUGAUUAUGCUGGAAGGCUGUGUCUCAUGGUAGCUUAUAGUCACCAAAACAACUUUUAUUUUAUUUUUUCAAUUCUUUCUUUUAUUUGUGCAUAUAGUUAACCAGUAGUUUUGCACUGCCACAACAGCUGGUGUGAACAUAAAGGAUACAUGCGACAACAGCAGUGUGGUAACAGAAACAUUGCACUUUUUUUUUUUUUUUAUAAACAAGAUUAAGUCACUAAAUGUUAAACGAUAUGCUUGUUGUAUGAAUAGUCUCUCAUGAUGAGUCUACUGAUUGUAAAUGCUCACUUCUGGUAUACACUAGUGGCUACAGUAAAUGAGUAUGCAUUUUCAUCCUGCUAAAUAUAACAUUGCUAUUCGAGUAGUUGACAGCUAUUACUAUAGUUCUAAAUGCUAGUAAAUAAGCUCUUCUUACGCUGACUAAAAUAACGAGUAUACAUCUUGCUUGGCUGCCUGAGCUUUGUGAGAGUGGUUGCAGGUUUUGUGAUGCUUGGGCUAAAACAUGUGCGACUCAAAUAAACACCAUAGCAGCCCUAGCAUUAACGCUUCGACUGUGGAGUAUCCCCCCCAAGUGAGUCCCAUGUCAGCCAGGCGAGGAUCAGUGUUUGCCUGUCAGGAGACCAGCCUUUGUGCAGCGUGAAUGUUGUUCUUGGUACGGAAGCUUGGUGGCUGCUGUGCUGUUCAUAGUGCCUUCGAGAGUAGAACGGUCCGGUGCUUAUCUCAGACUGGAGAGAGGCUCCAGAAAUCAUGUGUGCCAUGGGUGGUCAGUUCAUUUAUUUCGGUCCCCUCGCGGUGUGCAGCUUGGUAUGGCAGGUAGGCUAUUAUACUGUAAUAGUUCCUCCUUAGCUCAGCUCAUGGGGUCUUAUUACCCUUUCCGCUGGUCCCCGCUCUGUCUGGUUCGGUAGGCUGUUUAUGAGCCUACAGGAGAAGUGAGUGCGCCCGGCUGUUAUCAGGGUCCCCUGCCUCGUGGCCUCUGCCAUUUUAAGGCCUUCACUGCCUCAGCUCCGAGCGCCAGAGUUGUGGUGUUCCGAUGGGUCACGGGGUGGGGACCGGGAUCACCCCCGCCAGCCUAGAGGAGGGUGGGGGGCACGGGGCAGGGUUUCUGCUCUACCGCUGGUGGGCAAGAUAGCUGGUGGGCAGCGGCCGUCUACCCCGCUCACACGGAUCGCCCCUCCGAGGGACUAAAACUUCUCAGCAAGCCUCUCCUCAGGACCAGGGUGGCCUCUCACGCCGGGGUUCAGCAGCCAGUUGUCUGGUAAGCUUGAAGCCAGUGUUUUAAGGCUAAAAUUAGAGAUUUUUGCAGGAGCUACUCCAUUUUGCGUCUUUUCAGUCUGGCGGCCCCGCCCCGCCCCCAAAACAACUUUUAACUGAAUGAAGCAGGUGAAUAGAUCACGCCCCUGCAGUCUCUUUGCUCAAUUCACUGCCAUUUUGGAGUUAAAUCACUUUGUUUUUUCAGCCCAAAGCACACCUCCAUGCAUGUGACUUGCACAGCCUUCCAUAAACACUUCCUGUAAAGAGUCAUCUAAUGUUUAUAUUUCCUUUAGUGCACAGUCUGUUUAAUUUAGAAUGUCUUAUCUCCUGCACUGUUAAUUGCUUGCUAGAUCUUACAAGACCCUCUAGUGUGAUGAAUGUUUAAUUACAGAGCAGGAGAUAAAAACCUCUAAAGCAAGUUAAGGUCUGAUUAAUAAUAACAGUUUUUUCAUGCAGGCUGUGUCAGUCACUGCCAGGGGAGGUCUGGCUAGGGCUGCAUAAACAGAAACAAAAGUGAUUUAACUCCUAUAUGGCAUUGAGACUACAGGGACAUGCUCUACACAUCCAAACUGAUUCAUUAAGCUAAACUUUAUUCGGUGACUAUAGUGUUUCUUUGGUGCCGGCUUCUUAAUGGUUUUUAAAGUUGGCCUGCUUGCACUAUAUAACACAGAUGAUCACCCAUUAAGUAAAUGCUAGGACACGCUUGAUUCUCUGCUUUGAAUUUGACCCUUUGGCACACUCUCCCUGCUUUCUCAGUGACUAAUGGAAGCUUCAUCAUAAAGGCGUCAGGAACUUUAGAAUUUCCUAAAACUGACAUUUGUGAUACUUUGUGCAAUAUCUUUUCUUGCUUUCUAUGUAUUGGAUCGGUGCUAUGAUUGUGCAAUGCAUUUUACCUCCAGUAGGUAUCACUCUAUAUGAUGGCAUUCUAUGAUAUGGAGAGAUGUAAGGUACAUUGAGAAUGGCAGGGUUCUGUAAUCUUAGCAUCAAGCUCAUCUAACUACCAACCUCUGACUGCACACGUCUAAGAAUAGCAGAAAUCUGACAAUAAUUCAAUCUGCAGACAUCUCGUUUUAUUGACUGGUUCUGUGCUGGUAAAUAAAGAUGGAAAUCCUUGAGGAUCAUUUAGGAGCAUUUAAUAAACCUGGCGCAUUUUCCAUUGCAGUUCUUCAACUUACUUUUUUUUAAAAUCAAUACGUGGUAUUAUAAUUGUUUAGAAUUGUGGGAUAAAUGCUGGGCUGUAAUAGGCGAGAAACAUUUUACACCUUUGUGGGGUUUAAUCAUAGGUCACAAUGUGAAGGUAAGAUGCAUUGCUGUUAUAUUGAGACAUUUGCAGAAGCUCACACUGAAUUGACCAGCCAUCUAAAGGUGUAUCAUAUUCUAAUUUUUUCUGAGAGUUUAGACCCUUUCUCUGAAAGCUGAUGACAUGACUCGUCAUAUCCAUUAAUAAAGUGCAAUUAUUUUAGAAAGUACUGAUCCAAUUUUUUUUUAAAAUUUUUUUGACGAGCUUUAUUUCAGUUUUCCUUUUCGAAAAUUAAUUUUAUUCAGGAAAGCGAAACGUGACAAAGAUAUUACAGAUGGUUAGGUGUGUUGCAUCACAUGUUAAGGUGGAUUACAGCGGAUGGGUCAGUACUCAUCGGUUCACAAUCCGUUAAACACAGUUAACAUGUGUCACUGUGGACCUGAGCAUCUCCAACCACCUUUCCAGUUGCAGGGUUAGGGUAUAGGUGAGGGGAAGAGAGAGCGAGGGAAAAAAAGGGGAGGAACGAGAAAGGGUGAGUGGUGUGUAGGUCUCCAGUCUCAUUGGUGUAUUCCUGUUUUCUAUGCCUCAUUGAUGAUGAUUUAUAUACCAAUAUCAAGGGAAUUUAUUUAACCCUACUCCAACCACUAACCCUACCCCAACCCCUAAUCCCAGCCCUCUCUUGUUUUGCCCCUUUUCAGAAAUCCGAAGCACUUCGGCACUUCCGAAAUUCGGCACUUAGGCAAUUCAUUUCGGUUCGGCACUUUGGACAUUCGGCACUUAGGCAAUUCAUUUCGGUUCGGCAUUCCGAAAUUUGGCACUUCCGAAAUUCGGCACUUAGGCAAUUCAUUUCGGUUCGGCACUUCCGAAAAUUCGGCACUUAGGUAAUUCAUUUCGGUUCGGCAUUCCGAAAUUUGGCACUUCCGAAAUUCGGCACUUAGGCAAUUCAUUUCGGUUCGGCACUUCCGAAAAUUUGGCACUUCGGACAUUUGGCACUUAGGCAAUUCAUUUCGGUUCGGCAUUCCGAAAUUUGGCACUUCGGACAUUCGGCACUUAGGCAAUUCAUUUCGGUUCGGCACUUCCGAAAAUUCGGCACUUAGGUAAUUCAUUUCGGUUCGGCAUUCCGAAAUUUGGCACUUCCGAAAUUCGGCACUUAGGCAAUUCAUUUCGGUUCGGCACUUCCGAAAAUUUGGCACUUCGGACAUUUGGCACUUGGGCAAUUCAUUUCGGUUCGGCACUUCCGAAAAUUUGGCACUUCGGACAUUUGGCACUUAGGCAAUUCAUUUCGGUUUGGCACUUCCGAAAUUCGGCACUUAGGCAAUUAAUUUCGGUUCAGCACUUCCGAAAUUCGGCACUUAGGCAAUUCAUUUCGGUUCGGCACUUCCAAAAUUCGGCACUUCGGCCAUUCGGAAGCAUCCGAAUUUCCGAAAUUCAGCCGAAUUUGCAUUCGGCAUGAAACAAAUUACACAUGUCUAGUAGAUUUCCAUCACAUACACCCCUUAUUGAUCACGCAGAAACCUAUAGGAGUAACAUGAUUGGCAGAGAGUGCUUGGCCAAAUCCCUCCAGAAGCAUUCACUAGUGAUUUUUUUUAAAAUGUAUUUUUAAAUAAAUGCAUUCCAGAUGGGUACAAGAAAAAAAUAAAAGUACCUGGGGAAUCCUAAAUGUAAAAGAGUACUCAUUACUGAAAGAAAAUACAGGAAGUGCGUAGUUGAAAAGAACACAAGAGACUUUUAAGUACAAGUGAGAAAAUCGUCAAAGAAUGGGAAGUCCUUUCGGGCAUAAAUAUAAGAAAAUGAAUGAACAUCACAAAACCAGAUGUGCAGAGCAAACCAACGAUACGUCAAAACAAAAUAAAGUUAAUAUUUCAAGUAUCGGUUGCCUAUGACUAGUAAUGAUAAGACUAAUUGAGAUAAGAAUGAUAAAAUAGAAGUAAAUCAUUAAUUUUCUGUAAACACCUGGUUUACAAUAACAUGAACAAAGAUAUAAACCAUAAUCUGGAAGAAAAGGAAUGUCUUUAUCAACGAGUUAUAAAACAGCAUUAAAAUCCUACUUCACAAAAGAGCCUGGAUUCCCACAACGUAACGUACGAGGAAGAGGAUUUAGAAUUUUGUGUUACCUUUUAUGCCUUGUUUCCUUCACUAGUGUUUAGGGGUCUUAAUGGUGAUUAAUGAGCCAUUGAUUAGUUCACUCACCUUUGCUAAAGCAGCGAUAUGCUGAAUGGUUGGCCUUUUAGUCACCUAAGUUGGUACCUGAUGUGAGAUUUACACAUACGUACCUAUUAACUGUGUUCUUUCUAAUUAGGCUCAUAUGUUAAGGUGUAGGCAUCAAAAAAAUGCUCAAAACUGCUGAACUGGAGUAUUACUUGGUUUCAGCACGGGAAGCCUUCUCAAUUUUGCCAGCUGUCAGUUGAGUGAUGGCUGACCUUACCUGCACCAUCUUGUGUGAUACACAGUAGAAGAUGAUGGAUAUUUUAAAACACUGGAAUGACCUGAACUGCGAUUUCACUAUUUACCACUGAAUGUUUUGUUUUAUAUUCUUGAGUAGAUGCAUUAGGAAGUAGCACAUGGUUGUAGCAAUUGGGGCCUCCAGAAGAUCAUGGUUAAGGGAAUUCGACAACCGAUGGCUGUCUUAGGGUAAAUCUAAAGUAACUUUAAAUAACAAACUCUAAAACUAUGUUGUAUAAUGUUGGCAAUUAAUAUGUUAAACAUAUGUUUAGUUUCCGCAGGGUACAGGUCUGUUUUUAAUGUGGUCGGCCCGUGGUGUUUAUAGUGAAGACCAACUUACAAGUACACAUCACCCGUCUUCGAUAUUACUGUAUAGGGAAGCCGUAUCAGUCUCUUGGAAUGGGUCAGAAUGACCCCUAUCUCCUCUAUUUAUAGCAUUAGUGAUUUAAUAAAUCUUCUAUAAUAAAUACAAGCAGUUCAGUCAAUGCCGCUCUCAGGUUCAGGAGGAAGGUGCCUCGAUGUCAUAAUAAACUCAACAUGCUUACAUGACAUCCACAAUAUGUGAAACUGGAGAUCCACAGGGACUUUAUGCCGAACAUGUUAUCCCUAAACAUUGGAUAAUGCUUUAUCUCCAGUGCGGGUCCUCUUCUGCUGUACUUUCUGUUUUUGGAAGUGACAAUGCAGACUUUAGGUUGACCUUGGCAUUGUGAGCUAAAUUUCGAUGAUCCUCAACUAACUUGGACAUGUAUGGUUGUGUUUUUUCUUCUGCUAGUUCUGCACCCAUAUCUGAAAGUAUCAUCACACAGGGCUUGUUUUGGACGAGAUAAUCCGCAGCAGUUAUUGCUAAUCUCACCAAUAGUGGAAAGUCCUGGAAUGUCAGGUUUCUCUUGGCCCAACCUUUGUCACACAGGUCCGUUGUUCUCAAACAGGGAUUUGUUAUUGUACAGACUUUGUGAUCUAUUAUACAGACAGGUUGUUAUCAAGCUCUGACCAUAGAUCAAAUCAAAAGUAAUUACCACGUUAAUCUCUGAGCAUCAUACAAAGAUUGUGAGUUUAUUUGGACAAGGCCCUCUGCACCCGGUGUCACCGCGUGUCAUACAUGUUGUGUUAGAAUGAAAUGUUUCCUAUUGCUGCGGAAUAUGUUGGCGCCAUAUAAAUAUUUGUAAUACGGGUUUGCUUUUAACACUGCAUGCAGAAAGUUUGCUUCCACGUUCUACACUUCUAUAAGAAAUCUGAAGGCCUUGAGAAAGCCAUAGUCACUUGCACUCGUUGGAAGAUUAAACAAGGUUUUCAUUUUACUAUGGUCUUUUCUUUUUUACAUUCUUUAUUUUUCAGUAAGACAGACAUAUUUGGAUGUGCCACAACAGCAUAUACAUGUAACUUAAAAUAUUCUAAUUCUAUACGUUCUGCUAUUGGGGCUGAGACAAAGUAAGCAAAUUUUUCUGGAGUAUUCGACUGUUUGGUUAUAGCGAGUUAGCUGCCUCUACCAGUGGUGAGCGAUCGGACUAUGGAGAGUCGCGCCUUUGCAUAGCGCCUGAGUGGUGGUGUGUUCCUGGUACAGGGUGUACGCUGUGAAGUUACCCGUCCCUUUAAUUGGUGUUGGUUGUACUUACAGUCGUCUGCGUGAGAGUAGUGGGUAGUGUGGAGCAUGAUUGUUUGUGUCUUGCCAGGGUUUAGUCAGGGUUGACUGUUUGGUGUGGUUAUUCUGCCCCUGUGCGCUAGGCUAGUGGAGUUGGGUGUGAUGCUCCCUUGUGUGUCCUGCCCUUUGUCCCCAGGGCAGUGGGAGGGGGUUAGUGUCAGGAUGCAGGUAUUCUGCCAUAUUACAUCUAGGUCUGGUGUCUAUUUCCUCUAUAGGAGGCACAAGCUAGUUUGGGCGAAAUUAAAAUUUUUCCGCACGUUUAGGAAAAAAUAAAUAAAAGAAAAUACAGUAAAAAACAUAACUAUUAUGGCAUGAGUUAACGGUUAGUAAAAUAAAAAGCUGUCCAUACUUGUCGACAGGAAAAAGAGCAAAACAUGCAUUCAAAACAAGGCAUUAAGAUAAUGCUCUAUGGCCUGUAUUGUCCCGGUUCUUGUGUCUAGUCUGGUCUUUGGUCUCUUGGUGUUCAGGUGUAAGGUUAGAGGUCGCUGGGCCAGAGGGUGUAUGGGGUGUCUCACGGUUGGCUGCGCUUUGUGAAGAGAGACCCAGUGCUGUGAGCAGGGCAGGUAUGUCCGCUGGGUCCGUGGCUUUAUAUGAAUUCUCCUCCUUAGUAAUCCACAGGGAUCUCUGUGUUGCCCAUCUGUAAGUCAGGCCUCCUGUUUGUAGGCUUUUCGUCAGGGGUUGCAUAGAUUUUCUCCAUAGCAUUGUGGCUCUGCACAGGUCCUGGAAGAACAAAUUUAUAAGGAGAUUGUCCCUUAAGUGCGGCUGUCAGGCUUAUCUUAUCAGAUAUCGUUUGACAUCGUAAUAUUAUGUCACGUGGUGCUGUGGCUGGAGCCUGUGAUGGCUUUGCUAUUCUGUAUACCCCAUCAAAAGUACUAUGGUCUUCUUCUUUGCAUACAAGAUAGUUUAAUGAACUUGGCCUCCACCCACCCCCCUGCCCCCAAUCACAUGCCUGACAGUUCCCACUUAUUGGUAGAACAUGCAGCCCCAUAAUGCAAAUUCUGUGGAAGGUGGAUCUUAUUUUUUGACUCUCCCAACCGCGCACAAAAUUCAUUUUCAGGAUAAUUAAUUAACUACCUGGGCAGGUUAGAUGGGGAAACAUAUGGAUUUAUGUUUGUUAACCCUUUUACUACCAAGCAGUUUUUGACUGAAGAAAGGUUAGCGUUGCAUUUAUUUGAAGCAAGGGAUGUAUAGCGUAUAAACACAGCAGUUUUGUGUAUUUAUUGCUUUGCAGAAAAACUUGAGAAUUAUGUAUAUUUACACAAUUUUUAUUUUUCACUUAUUUGUUUCAUCCUUUAUAAAAUUAUCUGGGAAAUGAACGGCUUUAGACAGUAAUGUACAGUGUCCUUUAUCUUUGCCUUAAAAAAAAAGCAAAACUCAAAAUGUUCUCUCGCACACAGUAGGUGAGACAAAAACGGAUAAAUAAUAAUAUUAAAAUACUUUACCUAUAGGUAUUUGUAAGGACACUGAAGUCGUGCAGUUUACUGAAAUGGCAACAAAAUGGAAAAAUAAUAUCUGCAUUUGAGCAUAAUGCCCAUGUACUGUUAAUACAGUUAAAUCAUAUUUGCCAUAUCAUAGCAAUCUUUAUCAAUAUCUGGACUGCUGGAUAAUGUUGGCUGUGAAAUGGUAGAGUCCAUUCACUUCUCUCCCAACCCUGAUUGUAGGAAUAGUAUGAUCCAUUGAAACUUCCUGUACUGUUUAGAAGCAGAGGUGAGCUUAUAUGUUCGGCAAACUUGAAUUAUAUCAGUGACUGAAGAUUGGUAAUUUCUUCUGUCCAUUUUCCUGUUAUCUGUUUCUAUACUUGGCAAGAUUGCUUUGCGCCUUGACAAUUUUAAGGACAAGAAGGGUUGUUUUGUAAGCUUCAAGAGCCACUAUUUUUACAUUUUUUUUCCCAAGUGUUGCCAGCAUCAUCUCAUUUUUGCUUACCGUCACCGGUUUGUCACAAGUAUUUGUUUAAUAGAUUUUUCUAAUGACCAUUGUACACCAAUGCAAAAUAUGACUGCAACACAUUGAUUGAUUUUUGCAUACCCGUCUCGCUAUUGCCUCGGCCAAUAAGAGUCUAUUUUUAUUGAUUCGUCAUUUCAUUCAGCUCUCAGGUAGGCUUCUCCAAUAUCAUAAGUUGUGUUGUGUCAGCAGAGAGCAUUGUGGGUUAAUGAGCAGAUUAUACUGUUAAUAACAGUCUGCAAACAUUGCAUAUAGUGCUAAGUAAUGGGAUUUUAUAUUGCUUUGUUGAGAUUGAGAUAAGAUACUAAGACUUGGCUGUUUCCAGUGAAAAUGUUUUCCUUAUUUUUAUGAUUAUGUAAGAACAACUUAGGUCCAUUUUAAGGACUCUCCUAACUCUUAUUGGAUAUAAAACGAUAGCAUGCCAACUGACCAGUGCUACAACACACCAUUUAGAAAACACGAGAAAAUUGCCCAGUUUUUUAAAAUUCCUAACUGAGAAGGAUUUUAUACAUCACAUGACUAUACAAUAAAAUGUAGCAACACAAGAAAAAUGCCACGAACAUUACAAACAGAAAAAAACUUAGAACUUGUUACACCUGUGAUACUUGUAAAAUGAUGGCAGCCAUGAAGAGCCCAGUAAUCUCCCAAGUACUAGCGUGUUAUAUAUAUGGUGUUUCGAUGGAAACUGGAAUUCAACAGGAGAGGGAGCCCUGCAGGGGGAUGGGUGUAAGUAACCAUUUGGGAAUUGGGUGUAACCUGGUUCGACAGAAUCCUCAGAUUUAGAAAAGAACACUUUAUGAAAUUGCAGUUACAUAUUAACUGACAGCUGAUUGCCAAGUCUACUUUUAAGCCACAAAAUAGAAACUUGACUAAAAAUAAAAACCAUGCAGACUAUUAUAUCCAUGGGAUAUAAAUGAGGUGCUGCUUCUCGUAUAAUAACUCACUAGACAUAAGUUGCUAGUAGCUCUUAUCUUUAAUGAAAAAUAUUUUCAUCAUGCGUAUGAUGUAUAAUAAUUAGAUCAGCCAGACCACCUAACCCUACAUGUUUCACCUUGUUCCAGACCAGCUCACCCUACGCGUUUCACCUUGUUCCAGACCAGCUCACCCUACGCGUUUCACCUUGUUCCAGACAUCUCCAAAUUUACUUGGAGGAUGAUAAUGAACAUUUGAAUAAGCCACAUCUUGGUUGUGCUGAGUGAAUGUUUCACAUUGCAAAAUUGUGCUAUAUAGUGAGAAUUUUCACCCUGAAAAUGAACGCAAGGCGAUGCAAAUCUGAUUCUGUACCUAGAUCUGACGUGUUUGUUAUGGUUAGUACAUCCUAGGAGUGGGGUUUACAAUCAUUUCUGUUCUAAAUUCAUUGGGUUGCAGAUUUUGUACUUUGAUUGUGGUUUGAUAAAUCGCUUAUAUUGCAAGAGUAAACUGACAUAAAUAAAUUAAAAAAAACAGUAAAAAACAUAACUAUUAUGGCAUGAGUUAACGGUUAGUAAAAUAAAAAGCUGUCCAUACUUGUCGACAGGAAAAAGAGCAAAACAUGCAUUCAAAACAAGGCAUUAAGGUAAUGCUCUAUGGCCUGUAUUGUCCCGGUUCUUAUGUCUAGUCCGGUCUUUGGUCUCUUGGUGUUCAGGUGUAAGGUUAGAGGUGUAAUUUAACAAAAUUAUUUAUGGCCGGGUUCAAAGUCCAUUACAAAAAGUGUAAAUCAGCGUAUAUUUAUUCACCACCUUUUCGUAUUAGCAGAUAUCUAACGUUUUACUGGGACUCCUGAUAGGCCUGAGCCUGUUUGGCUCUAGCAGCCUUGAGUGCCGUGCAAAGACACCUCGAGUGCCGUGCAUGGCACUAGUGCCGUAGGUUGCCUACCCCUGGUCUAGAACAAAACCAAGUUCUUAAGAACCAUCGAUAACAUCCAGAAUUCGAAAAUAGGUGACCGGAAAUUCAACAGAAAUAGAUCUAUUCCUGCGCAGAAGUCGAUCACUGUGAAGGGAGAGAAAAAAAAAAAAGGCAUCUGAAGUGACCAGAUGUCCGCAUUUAACCAACUAUAAUCCAGACAGAUGACCUAAAUAAAUAUGACAUAAUUACUUAGUUACUUAAUUUAACUCGCCAUAUAACCGGAACAAUAUACUCCAUUAAACUGGUAGCGUUAACGACACUAAAUCUAAGUAUAUUCUACACUAGUAUGAACAAUUAGAAUAAUGUGAGAAAUAAAGACCCAGGGUGGGAAGCAGAAUGAAGAUUACAGGUACACUACGUUAGCAUAAUCUACCACUUUAAGAUACAGAUAUGCUAUUGGCGUCUUCACAGUCAGUUUACAGUUCUGUUUAUAGUGAUCCCUCGAAUCGUCAGCAAGGCAUGCACACAUUUGAGGGCUGUGCUGUCUCCAGAACUGGAAAAAGUUGUCCUUCCACAAUUAAAGGCGAAACUAUAGUGAACGAUAAAUAUUGAUGUCUUAACUUUCAGUCUGUGCUGGUGUUUUCAGUUUGAUUUAUGGAGCUCCCAUUUUUGGACCAAUUACACCUUGAUUUAAUAUGAAAACGUACUUUCAAUCCAGCACCGAUAUCCGCAGUCUGAACCGAAUCACAAUUGCGUCUUGCCUUCAUUCAAUAAAACCCUUCUCAUAGAGGAGCAGUAUUGGACCUAUAGGUAUAAGGAAAGAUAGAAAGGUGGCGCCACAGAGAUAAUAUAGAAAAUGAAAUAUAAGCAAGUAGUAAUAUAGAAAUAAACAAUGACAUAAUACAGAGAGAGAACAAUAAAAAUAAUAAUCGGGGUGUGUGUGUGUGUGUGUGUGUAUAUAUAUGUAUGUAUGUAUGUGUGUGUGUGUGUGUGUGUAUAUAUAUUUUAUGUCCAGUAAAACCUUUGGUUGAGAGAACAAUCACAGUUCUAUCUGAGGUAGAGCUGUUUAUGGAGUAGUGGGAUCGAGGGGUUCGUAGAAUCCGUAUGAAAGAGAAAAGAAAAUCUAAUAGUGUAAUAAAACCCAAAUAGGUAGCAGCCGAUAAAAGAGGUCCAUAUGGUCCUACUCACAUUUUUGAGAGCUAAAAGCUAGCUCUAGUAUAAACCGCGUUCAGUGGUAUAAAUCCCCACUUAUGGGAUACGUGAGGGAGUGUUGUAAGUAGAUAUCUCGUCAGAUGGGGACCAUAUAAUGUAACAAAAAGCAACAAUAGUGCUCACUGUGAUAAAACCAGAAGAGUGUAUAAAAAUACCAAAUGGUUACUCACAUUUAAUUGGGCAGUCGCACUGCUCAAUGAUAGGACGUAAGUGGUAUAAUCCCCACCAAGGAUGCUGUGGAGUAGUAUCUCGCAAGAACAAGUAAAACUCGGAUGCCAGGUAGUAAAAUAAUAAAAAUGGUAAAUAAAGAUAAAAUGGCUUUUUCAUAUGGAUCCCACGAACUCUUUGAUCCCACUACUACAUAGACGUCUCUACCUCAGAUAGAACUGUGAUUGUUCUCUCAUCCCAAGGUUUAUAUAUACACACACACACACACACACCGAUUAUUAUUUUUAUUGUUCUCUCUGUAUUAUAUGUCAUUGUUUAUUUCUAUAUUACUACUUGCUUAGAUUUCAUUUGAUAUAUUAUUGCUGUGGCGCCACCUUUGUCUCCUUCCUUUUACCUAUUUACCUAUAGGGCCUAUGAGGGAGGCCUAUCCUUUAAGUGUGCUGCCUUUAUUUAAGUUUUUAAGCGCUGAUCCUUCUGUACACUUUUCACGUAAUUAUUGGACCUAUGCUGCUUACGUAGCAUUUUCCACAAUUAACCAAUUAGAUACCUCUGUAUGAGAUGGAUUGAUAGAAUGUUCGAUGACCUCAUGCAAUGUAUGAGGACAUCCAACGUCAAUAAUCAAUCUCUGUGCUGGGAAAGGAGGCACCAUCUAGUGGCUGUCAGGGUAACCGCCACUAAAAGUGUGAUCUCAGACAUGGCGAUGUUAUUCAAUGGGGGAGCAGAAUGUAAUAACAGAUCUGUGAUGCUUCUCUGCUAAUCUUUCUUUUUUCCCAGUUAAAGUUUGUUAGUGUUUCCAAAAAUGUAACAAAAGUAAGAAUCAUGUAAAGUUAUUGAAUGCAACCUCCCUGUCCUUACCUUUUCUGGAAAUUUAUCUAAAUGAUCUUUUUCCUCGACACCAUUUUUUUAACUUUAGUUAGCUAGUAAAUAAUUGGAUAAACCACAUCUUUAUCAUUGCCAUGCGCAGCCAUUCUUUGCAAUAUGUGUUUGACUCGACUCCUUUUCUUCUCUUACAGGUCGGUCUGAUAAGUGGGGUCAGUCUUAUAGUUGGUACCAUUAUUGGAUCUGGAAUCUUUAUUUCCCCCAAAUCAGUGCUUAGAAACACAGGGGCCGUGGGACCAUGUCUUGUCAUCUGGGCAGUUUGUGGCGUGAUCUCAACAUUGGGUAAAUGAGUACAGAUUUAAGUUUCAGUUUACUGUUUAGUGAAUUAAGCCUAUGUACCCGAAAAUGCCAGAGAACCGAGGAAGGUUUUCUAACAGGGGAAUUAUUUCCAACUUGGCAAUUAUGGGCUGAAUUUUGCUACUAAGUUGUUCGAUAGCCUUUUGAUUUUCUAAGUAUAUUUUUAGAAUUUUAUAUAUAACUUUAUAAAUUAAAGACAUUGGGCUUCGCAAUGUUCACACUUCCAUAGCUGUAGGUUCUUACAUCAAGCUUCCACUGGAUUAUUUUCAAUUCUGUCCUCUCAUGAGCUACAAAAGAUCCACUUUGUUACUUGGCUGUUUAUAUCUUUGUUUGUUGUAACAAAUGUUUUAUGUAAUGCACCCCAGUGAUUGUACUGUGUAUAUUUUGAGGUGCUCUGUGUUUUGCUGAACUUGGAACAAUGAUCACAAAGUCCGGGGGAGAGUAUCCAUACCUCAUGGAAGCCUUUGGCCCCAUCCCUGCGUUCCUGUUUUCCUGGGCCAGUGUCAUUGUGAUGAAACCGUCAUCGUUUGCCAUCAUCUGCCUCAGCUUUGCAGAGUACGCGUCUGCCCCAUUUUACCCAGGAUGCACCCCUCCAGUGGUAGUCAUUAAAUGCCUGGCGGCUGCUGCUAUCUGUAAGUAGUCUCCAAAAUGGGGUUCCAUUUGUCCUUCUUGUUCUGGUCACCAUGGAAAAGUAAAACAUACACAAUUUUAUAAAAUGCGAUUCAAAACAAUCAAAUUGUUCCCAAAUGUAAAAAAUAGUCUAAUCUCACCUAAGAUGCUCCCAUUUGUUUGAGAUGGCGGUAGGUGCAAUGAGACCUAAUACUUUCAUUCCCUUUGAAUCUGAACCCAGUGCAGAGAGACUCUUCCUGACCCACCACUACCUUGACAAAUACAUUUAUUUCUAAUGCUGGAGUGCAUAGUCUGUUUGGAUUUUGUGCCCAUCCCACCUCUAAAAUUAAUAGGUUAUUUAUCUGUUAUCUCACCGCAGCUCAACUCUGCCCCAUAGUGAGGAUCUCAUGGCCAAUUCAAUGCAUCCUCGCACCAAUAGAAUGCUUGGAAUAGAGAAGCAUUGAAUUGAAAGCCCCCACUUUCGCUUUGUGUUAAUGCUUGAGGCAAGUGAACUGAUAGCUGGGAGGGUGUAAUUUAGGACAUAUAUAGAAGGGUAGAUUGCUUUUGAAAUUAGCACUUUUUACAUAAUAAGACAAAAGGCCCUUUUACACAAAGUAUUUCAGCAAUCUACAGUGCUUGACGUGUUUGGAAUGUUUAUUUAUUGACUCUCUAUAGUUCCACUUAGUCUGCCAAAGUAAACCCUUCACACCCGCUGAAAGUCCGCUAAAUCCGGGACUCUGUGAUUGGUCCAUUUCCCUUGUUUGCAUACCAUUCUAUAUGACUAACCCAUUCAUUUUCCUUACGUUUUAGUGGCCAUCACAACCAUCAAUGCACUUAGUGUGAAGCUGGCAAGUUAUGUCCAGAAUGUUUUGACAGCCGCCAAGAUGAUUAUCAUCAUAGUUAUUAUAGUGAGCGGUAUUGUACUGCUAGCACAAGGUAUGUUGUUUUUUUUUUGUUGUUUUUUAAAAUACAGAUUGAGUAUUUCCAUAAACAUAUCAAAACUUCACAUGACAGAGCACGUAGCUUAUAGUCUGCUCCGUAAAAGGCAAAAUAAAUCCAUGACGUGUGGAAGCCUGCUGGGCACAAAUAGAACAAUAUUCUACAUAUAAUCUCCUCCGGGUAUGGCCAACCUAUGGACAAAACUCUGCACCAAUGGACAGCACUUCCACCUGGUGUUGAGGGAAAUGGCGGCAUGGAUUCGCCUGGCCACCCGGCGCCGCCUAUGUAGAUACCCACCCCGAGCCUCCAGAGCGGCCUCCAGACAGAGAAAAAGUCGGAGACCAGAGUGGCAUGAAACGGUGACAUAGCCCUCAGACCUCGGCACUCGCCCUCGCAUACACCAGAGCGAGACCACCAAGCCUGCCUGGCCUACUCAUCACUCAGCGGCACCGGAAUCCUCCGACCAACGAAGCGCGACUAACCCUGUCAGCAGCGUGGCUCACCGCAAUGCAGCACAGCUCCCUACCAGCGGCAGACACGGGCAGAGAGCCCCUCCAGGACCUACGGGUGACGGAGCAUGGCCACGGCCCCAACUCUACCAAUGUAUCUGGCCCACAUGUCAAGCCUCCAGAGCCGGCAUUGGCUAAUCAAGAUGGACUGCACCGGAGACGGACUAUGCUCCUACAAGCCCAUAAGCAGUGAUAAAGCAUUAUCCCACCGUACAGGCUACAACUAAUACACCGUUCCUAUGUCUAUAGUUACCUCAGCUCGCUAAUGUAAUAUGCACUGCCUGACCGAUUUACUUUAUUUCUGCUCUUUAGCCAUGCUCCUUAUUUAUGUUCUGUUUAGCACUUCUCAUGAGACAAGCCCAUAUGCCCAGCAUAAGAAAUGUUUCCUUCGCCUGCUAUGUACACAAACCACACAGGCAUGCGCUAUACCUAGCCCAUGAAUAUCCUGCAUUUAGCAUACACAAUAUCUCCACAUAUCUCAUUGAGGCAUAGCAUGAUUCACCUACGACAACCAGGUCACGUACAUGCCACUCAUUCAUACACAACAAGCUGCACCUAACAUGCAUUAAGCUACUCUCCUAAUACACUAUCACAAUCAACAUAUGCUUAUAAAUGUGUAUGGCUUGUACCUAACUGUUAACAAAAAAAAAAGUGCAGUACUUUAGUGCCAAACUGUGAAUAUUGAUAGAUAAACUAUGCGUGCUGUUGUGGCACAUUACACAUGCUUGUUAUUUCCAUGCACAGAAAAAAUAAAGAAUUAAAAAAAAAAAAAAUUGAAUAAAUAACUGAAAAAAUGAUGCGCUUUAAAAAAAUAAAUAAAAAAAAAUAAUAUUAAGUGGAAGUUUUUGUAGUGAGAAUUUAAAGUUCAAACUUGUGUAUUGUGGGUAUAAAGUUCCACUCUCAAGGAUACCAAUAAAUUCAGGACCCGGUAGUGAGAAUUCAAAGUGCAUUCCCAAAAAUGAUCUUAGUCUGCCUUAAAUUUGAAAUUCACUUUGAAUUCUCACUUUCUCUCAAUUCUCACUGUCUCUUAAAAGGCAGAACGUUCCAAAAAUAAAGCUUUUACAUAAUGGAAAUUAGUUUUCUUAACAUUUGGUAUAUGUAGAAAUGAUUAUUCCUGCUAUUAUCUUAAUAGCGAUUGCGACACAGUCUUUCACACACUAAACAUAAUGGGAAAAGUACAUAUAAAACGUCUUAAACAAAAGAGAGAAAAAUAAUUGAACUAAAAUGGUACACCUCAAAUUUUACACUUAAUUCUAAGUGAUGGAGAGUUCGCAGCUUAAAACCCACCUCAUUGUGCUAAUUUCACCACCAAUAAAAUUCAAUGGAGGUGGAUCAAUCUGACUUCUUAAUAUUGUGCACAUCUUCAAUAUUUUACUAUUCUCUCAAGAAGAAUUAACUCCACAAGCAAUAUGGGUAAAUAUAAGUAUUGUGCCGGCCACUCUACAAAAAAAACAAUAUCUAAAGCCACUUGCAUGUCCUUCAAUUAAACAGACAACAUUUCAAUCAAACAAUUUAUAAUUAAAUUUUUCUACAGGAACGGCAUUUAAUGAGUUAUAUUUUGUAUUCUUCAGGAAAUACAGAAAACUUUGUGAACAGUUUUGAGGGGUCCCAGAUCACGGCCGGGGGGAUUGGUCUGGCUCUCUACAACGGCCUUUGGGCAUAUGAUGGAUGGUAAGCGACUAUUUUUUUUCCCCCUAUCACCAGCUGCCACAGCUUAUAAGAAAAGAUUAGUGCAGUUCAUAUUGAAAGGAUCAUUAUAACUUUAAUCCUUUUCUGUAAAAAAAAAAGUAUAUUUAUUGAAUCCAAUGUCUAAAUAGUUUAAUUGUUACAAUUGUGUCUCCCAUUGAGCUGAAGUGGUCUGAGUGACUAUAGUGUCCCUUUAAUGCUAUUUUCAAAUACUGUGUAUGUAUAAUGUUUUCUGGCUAAAUUUAGAAAUAUUGAACUCUGAUGGUCUGUGAGUUUGUUCUUCAUUGUGAGUUCACUAUCAACUGUCUAUACAGGGGUGUCUGUAAUACAUAUAGAAAUCUCAUUGCCACAUAGAAAAUAUCAUCAGAAGAAUUGCCAUCACUCAUUCUUUGUGUUCUUGACAUGUAAUACUUUUACUUUGCUCUCAGAUGUUUUGCACAUCCUGUUGUUUUUUUGUUUUUUUAAUUCUUUAUUUUAUUCGUGCAUAGGUUAGAUAAACAAGAUUGUGCUGCCACAACGGCUGGUACGUGCAUAACAUCGAAUAGAUUAUAAGAAUUAUGUGACAUGAGGAACAGUUGCCCAUCCUGUUUAAUGUUCAGAUUGAUGACUAAACAUUUUUUUUUUUAAUGGUUUUCGAAGACUGAAUGUAGAAAGAAAUAUUGAAUGGAUCGUUACACUGUUAUGAUGCAAAAUUUGUAAAAGUAAAGCACAUUUUGAAAAAUGGGGACUUGUCUUUAAUUCCUUUUCCACAAGUCUUGUAGGUAGUCCAGAAUAGGGCUUAAAAUUGGUUCACUGCUGCAGGCAGGACACAAGAAGCCAAACUCCAGUGGAGUAUGGCCAUAGCACUGUGAUGAGCUAACAAAUUAAUAUCCUCUUAUAUUGAGGGAAGAAAACAUGGUGGCUCCAUAACCGAUAAUAGAUCAGAAGACAGCAGCGAUGCUGUCCUGUUUCUCUAGUCUUCAUAAGGCAAAUAUUUUCCUAGAUACAUGAUGCUCCAUGAGAUCUCGUCUUCCUUGGAGCAGUAAACGGCACCAAAUCAAUUUCCAAUAAGCACAUCAAAUCACCAAAUGGGCUAAGAGAUAUUUGAACAAAUUGUCCUAAACUGUGGUGGACAGGACAGGUGAAAUCCACUGCUAAUCUCUGGAAAAACAAGAGUAAAUUGAAAAGGGCCUCGUUAACAGCAAGACUACAUGAUUGGAGCUACAAGUUUUCUAAUUAAUUUCUGCAGAAAGAAAAUUCAAAAUUCUGCCCAUCCCUGUUUGGUAAAACUUAUAACUAUUGGUCUUAGUAACACGAAAAUAGAAUUGGGAAUAUCACUCACAGGACUUAUUCACAAAAUAAUAAAUUGUCAGGAAUUCCAAUUAUUAUAACGACAUUACAGUGAACAUAGCAGGCUUAGAGGAGUUUGUAAUUAAUUAAAGAACCCAGACAGUACUGAAAAUGAACCAUACGUUACAUUGUCUGUGAAAUGUGUUGGGGACAGUUUUUAUGUAGCGUUUACAUGCCUGUUCUGUGUUUAUUUAAUUUUUUUGGUGGGCAAUGAAAUCCGAUGAUAAAUACUGGCGACAUUAAUGGAUGCAGUUUCUAGCUAGCUCCCAGGUGACAUGCGAUGGUUGCAUUAUGCGAGAUCUAUGGCUGUAUUACAAGAAGCUGCUCUGAAUAUGAUUGCCGCUAUCUGACUUUAAAUUCACAGCUUGCUCACUAAUAGUUGUUGAGUAGGCACACGGGCCAGGCUGUUUCAUGGAUCGGCCAGGAAGCACUUGCUGAUACACCUCCCAGCAUAUGUUAAUUCGUAAUCAAUUCCUAAUCCGUUUUACUUCUUGGAAUCCUUAAUGAAAUGUACACAGAUGAAUUGCAUGCAUCUCAUAAAUCUGCUGGCUCCCUUCACCUUGCUGAUACAACCACUUUAUUUCUCCUCCUUAGGAACCAGCUCAAUUAUAUUACAGAGGAACUUAAAAAUCCAUACAGGUAUCUAUGAUGCAAGCUGUAAACUGGAUUCAUUACCUAUUCCUAAUAAACAAAUAGAAAAUGUAGCUCCCAGUGUGGAUAUUGAUUAGGUGAUAAAGAAACCUCCUGUUUAAUUCAUUCUCCGCUAACGUGAGCUGUGUAUUUUAUACCCCGUUUGGUAAGGAUAUAGUUAACCCAUUGAGUUCCAGAAAGGGUGCAACAUUGCCUACACGCAUGCUGUUUAAUUGUUAUAUAAUGUGACGCAUCAUACAUUUUGGCAUUUAAUAAACAACUCUCUUACAGAGUGUAAUAUGAGUCUAAACUAGACCAGUUAAUUCAGAGAUUGUGUAGAAUGGACUCACUGGUUCAGUAAGAUUUGAAUUAUUGCAGCCAUAGCCUAGGAACAGUCUUUUUCUGUUUUUAUUUUAUUUUUAUAGGGACACUAUAGGUAUCAAAAGAAAUUUAGCUUAAUGAAGCAGUUAUAGUGUAUAGAUUGUGCCCUACAGUCUGCUUAGUUAUAUGCCAUUUAGGAGUUAAAUCACUUAGCUCCCCUAGCUGUGACUGACACAGUCUGCACAAAAUAAACGUUUAAUUAAUUUUCAAUCAGAUGUUAACAUACGUUAGAAGAUUUUAUCUCCUGCUCUGUAAAUUGAACUUUAAUCACACACAGGCGGCUGCUGCAGUGUCUAGAAGACUUAGCAGAGCAGGAGAUAAGACGUUGGAAUUUAAACAGACUGUAAAAUAAAGGAAGUUUAAACAUCAGAUGUCCCUUUACAGGAAGUGUUUAGGGAAACUGUGCAAUUCACAUACAGGGAGGUGGGGCUAGGGCUGUGUAAACAAGGUGAUUUAACUCCAAAAUGGCAGAGAGUUGAGUUGUGAGACUGCAGGGGCCUGAUUUAUACACCAAAACUGCUUCAUUAAAGGAACUCUCCAGUGCCAGGAAAACAAACCCGUUUUCCUGGCACUGCAGGAUCCUGCAGUGCCCCCCAUCCUAUGUUGCUGAAGGGGUUAAAAUCCCUUCAGUGACUUACCUGAAUCCAGUGCCGUGUCCCUCGGUGCUGGGUCAGGCUCCACCCACGCUUCUCCCCCGCCGACGUCAGCUGACGGAAAGACCAAAUGCGCAUGUGCGGAAAUGGCUGAACGCACGCAUUAGACCUCCCCAUAGGAAAGCAUUAUUCAAUAAUUUCCUAGGGGGAUUCCGGCGAUGCUCGAGGUCCUCACAUAGCGUGAGGACGUCCAGUGCUGUUUAAAACCCUUUUUCGGGUUAUAAGAACCCAGAAGUCCCUCUAGUGGCUGUCUGAUAGACCGGCACUAGAGGAGGACUUAACCCUACAAGUGUAAUUAUUGCAGUUUUCAUAAACUGCAAUAAUUACCUUGCAGGGUUAAGGUUGAUGGGAGUUGGCACCCAGACCACUUCAAUGGGCUGAAGUGGUCUGGGUGCCUGGAGUGUCCCUUUAAGCUAAAGUUGUUUUUGUGCCUAUAGUGUCCUUUAACUGUAACAAUUUUUCUAAAUUUAGUAUUUUUAUUAUUUCACACAAAUUAUGGGGCCUACUUACUGGUUGUGUAGAAUUGUAAUUUUUUUUUUUAACUUAAUUGAUCGUAUAGGUCUAUCAAUAUUCAAGUUAUACAAUGUGAAAAGGGGCUUUAAGGAACACUAUAGGGUCAGGAACACUAAUACUGACUCUAUAGUAUUAAAGCCACAUUUAAGUGGCUUGCCCACCCCCCCUCCCCCCUUAAAAGGUAAUAGAACCUAAUUUAUUUCCUGCGCCUCGCUUGUACACCAGCCCCACCUAUGAUCCACCUCCUUGCUGAUUUUAAAAUGUAUGAUUUUUACUGAUAAGGAGGCAGGGAAGGGCCAAAAAGCAGUGUUUGCAUGAAAAUGCCUGAAUGUAAUGAUUAUACUCACCUAAAUGGCUACAUAAAGCUGUAAUUGUUCUGGUGACUAUAGUGUCCCUUUAAUUACCAAAUUAAUCUUUUUUUACUAUAGAUUUCCUUUACAAAAGUAGGAAAGAUUAGGAGAGAAAAAAACAAAAAGGCACCCCUGGAUUAAAUUUAUGUACCUGCUAAUAUUUAAUACCCUGAAAUUGCAAACCUCAACAAAGCGUAAAAUGUAGCAGAUUGAUUUCAUGUGUGCACACUGCGAGGAAUACUGUGUUCUUAAUGAUUCACAUUCAGCGCAUGUUGGAAAGACCUGAUCUAAACAAAGGCCUGCUAAUUAUAAGGCUGUAUGAGUUCACCACGAUCAAUAUGUAUAUUUUAUAUUUUCUAGAAAUCUCCCUCUCUCCAUUAUAAUUGGGAUCCCAGUUAUCAUCGUGUGUUACCUGCUGAUAAACAUCUCCUAUUUCACGGUUAUGACUGCAACGGAACUCCUCCAGUCGCCAGCAGUGGCCGUGGUGAGUUACUCUGGAAUAUAUAGACACAAAAAUACAGGCCAGAACCAUCUAAAACCUCUUUGGAAGCAAGUCAUGCCUUAGUUAUAACAAAAUAAAGGGACACUCCACUGCCCAAAAACAAAAUAAAUAUAAAUUACUGUUUAGUAGAUAUACUUCCCAAUGAAAACUUGCAUGCAUUUAAUUGUUUUAUUUUUGUAUUUUUAUUAUUGUGGGUAAAUCUAAAAACAGCUUGCAAAAUCUGAAUUCUGCAGGUCUGCUGCCUUUGCAAGCCCUCUGUUGUGGUUGUGACUUAAAUAUGAAUAUUAAUCUCUUAAUACAUAAUAAUUAAGCAAUACAGAACAACAUUAAUAUUUUUAUAGUUCAUGGUAUUAUGGUUGAAUAUGUGGAUAGAAAAUACACAAAACGUUGUAAUAUUAAAUGUAUAUUUAAUAUAACUAUAAUAAAUAAACAGAUGCUAGCAGAAUGUCAAUUUACCACAAUAAUUAUACAAUACAAAACUACAACAUAUUACUUACAAGGCCCCAGCCCUUUGGUUAAGUCAGAGCUGGUACUACAUCUUUCAUCAGGUUCAGUCAGGUACAGGCAAAGAGAUAGAGUUUCUCCUACAUCUGUUUUUUAUUCAGUGUAUUCCUAAAUAGGCUGGCCUGUGAUAUCACUGUCAGAAGCACAUGUCUUCCUACACACUGCCCCUAGUGGUGUCUUCAAGGCAUUACACUAGAUAUGCUUUCUUUAUGACGUAAAGUCAUUAAUUAAUAAAUACCAUUACACCCUCCCCUUCUAACCCUGCCCAGACUUUCUGUGACUGGCCAAUCCCAGACUUCCCAAUGCAGCUCAAUGAGAAGCCUUUGCAAGGCAGGUGUUCUGGGCCAUCGUUGCCUCUUGAGUUUAGCUCCACUGAGCUAACCAAACCAGGAAGUAACAAGAACUGGCUGCCUGCUUGAAAGCCAGGUGGUGUAACCAGGUUAAUUUAUAAAAGACUAAAUUUAUAUUGAAAUCUGCACUUUUUGCAAAAUGAAAAAAGUAGGGGACACUCUUCACACACAAAGCUUUUUAGCAAGGUAAACUGCUUUAGGGGUCUGUAGUGUCCCUUUUAAAUCAGAUAUUUGUAAAAUGCUUUUAUUAUUAUUGUUUGCUUCGAGAUGUUUAGUUUUUGCAGAAAAAAAUGUAUUAUAUAUUAGUUAUAUAUACUAAUAUAUUAAAACAGCAAAGGGUGGCAUUUAACUUUAUGUAUGUUUGAGCAAAGGUAAAAUAGAGAUGUAUUCUCGUUCCUCUCAUAAGGAUGCCAUUUGUUAAUGACACCUCUUAGAAUUUAUGGCUAGGUGCUAGGGUGUAAACUGUGGUACCCACUCGCUCCAGGCAUAUGUGAUCAAACGCCAUUCUCUGCUGUGUUACAACUAUAACACAGCGUUAAUGGUUUAUUAAUAAGGUAGGGAUGAGGUUUUUCUCAUUUACUUACACUUUUAACAAAAAAAAAUCUGUUUAAUUUUAGUACUUGAUAAAACAUCCACUCGGUUACAUUUUUAAAUUCUCAUCUCAUUCUAUUUCAUUACAAAUAAAUGUUUCCUGAUAACUUGAGAUAGAGUACUGAGAAGACAAGGGAGGCUGGAGCUGACACAACAAGAAAGAGGUCAGUGUCUACACCGCCCUAGAUACGAUGCGGCACAGGGCUCGAGGUCCGUGUCCAUAUGGCUCUAGGUACGACACGGCCCAGGGCAGAGGUUUGGGUCUAUAGUGAUAAGGUAUUCUGGAAAACUAACAAUCACAUCAUUGACUAAAGAGAGUUUCUCUGUAAGGACUUGCAUCAGCUAAACAUUAACUCAUAAGCUACAUCACUUGAAACAUUGUUUUGUAUUGACAGACCUUUGGUGAUCGAGUUCUACAUCCUGCAGCCUGGAUGGUCCCACUCUUUGUUGCAUUUUCAACCAUUGGAUCUGCAAACGGUUCCUGUUUUACCGCUGGCAGGUUAGUGAAUAUCUACAUUAGAGUUGUUUGCCCCAUAAUCUGUGCACGGGGUAAUAGCUGUUAUGGCGCUCUAAUGAUCUCUUACUGCAGUAGCAGCAGUUGACGUACUUAGGAAUUUUCGACUCGAUAAAUAUAAAGCAGAGAAUGUGAGAUCAUCUCUACAGCCUCUGCCCAGACUAUCAACCAGCUCGAUUUGACAAGCUAUUAAAGCAGUUUGUGAAAAGGAAUGCAUUAGCUGCCACCAGUAUUGAUAACCCCUUCACUGUCCAAGUUGCCAAUAAACAGCCUGCAGCGUUAUGGAAAAUUAGAAACUAUGACAGUGUUGUGUUCCAUAUCUAUUCAGUGUAUUUAGAUGCAUUAAGUGGUAUGGUGUUAAUGUUAUCAGAGAUUCUGAAUGAUGCUCCCUGUACUCUGUGCAGAUAAUAUCAAAGUAUUACUGCACAGAGGGCUGGGCGUUAAUCAGGGGCUGUCAGAAGUUAUAUAGCGCCAACAGAUUCCAUAGCGCUUUACAAUAUUAUGAGAGGGGGGAUUUAACUAUAAAGAGGGCAAUUACAAGAAAACUUACAGGAACGAUAGGUUGAAGAGGACCCUGCUCCAACAAGCUUACAUUCUAUAGGAGGUGGGGUGUAAAACACAUUAGGACAAGAAAUAGCAAUCAAAUAAGGUGGGAGUGAACCAGAGUCAGAGGAGAGAGUAAAAUAUAAACCAGAAUUAUUUUAAUUGGAGGGUCAGUAACGUCUAUCAAUACUAAAGUUUGUAAUAUGAAAUAACAAACAGAGAGACGUGUAAAGAUAUGGGGGGGAAAAAAAGCCCCAAUAUGGAAACGGAAGGUUGGUCCGAUUACAGUGGGUUAUCAUGUCAAUGUGGAAAAGGUGCAUAGAGACUGGUAAAAAAACCGAAAUCAAUCUUUGUUCUGAUUGGCUGCAAAUAUCAGGCUUCCAAUCAGAACACAGAUUAUGACCAAAUAUGGCAGCUGCAGGCAUCCUCUUGUCUGCUAUAAAAUAAAUCUACGGGUGUUUAGUUGGUUUUAUAAUGGACUCUUUCGGGAUUAUUUACUAAAGUUUCAAAGUGAAUUUCAAAUUUAAGGCCAAAGUAGCCAACCUGGUAAUAGAGCAGACAGAGAGAAUUUUCAGUACAGCUACUUUGAAUUCUCACAUGCAAAAACAGGGUUAUGUGCUAACCAAUACAUUCUCUUGUGUUUGCCAAUCAGGAUAGAACCUUACAACCCCGUCAAAUGAUACAGAUAAUAUAUCUUUCUCCAAACUAACUCUAACCUUAGAAAUAGUUCACUAAUCAGAUUGUGAACUUUAGCCUUAACUCUUUUCUUUUUACUAUGAUUGGUGUGUUUAUACAUACUCUGAUAUCAUUAGCAAUUCUUUUGUAACCAUUCAAAUGAAUUUAUAUUCUUAGCAAGAUAAUAAAUUAAGAGAUACACCUAAACAAAAUAUUUGAAUAUCCUGUGUAAACCCGUAUAUAACAACCAGCUUUGCUCUUGGAGGCAAAUAAAACAGUGAUUUGGCUAGAUCCCCGUUGCAGAGAAUUAAAUAUAAAAGUGUUUCUCCCCAGGUUAACUUAUGUUGCUGGACGUGAAGGCCACAUGUUGAAAUUUCUUUCUUACAUCAGUGUCAAACGUUUGACCCCAUCUCCUGCAAUUACUUUCUAUGUAAGUGACAUAUUCUUCUUGUCUUGAGUUCUGAUCUAGUUUUCUUGAAAACAUAAGACAAAGUAGGGACUUUGAUGUAUUUUUGCUACACUUGACCUUUUUUAACCAAAGGAGGAGCUCAAGUCCGCUCCAUUUCCUGUGGUCAAAUAAAUUUCGUAAUCCCAUUUACAGAAUGAAAUUCCGAUCUGAUUCUUGAAGCCGUUUAGUAGAUGCCUCCUAAUUCCCAUAGUAUUACGGAGCUGUCUACUAAAAAGCUGAAUUACCAAAAUUGAUUUCAGCCAACUUUACAAAUAUAAAGUCAUUUUUACUUGGUAUUAGUAAAUAAGGGAGAUUAAAAUCUCCUUCCUGCCCCUACUCCCUAUGCCACGAGUAGGGGCCUGCCUACAAAACUGCGCAGCCUGUGGCUGCUCACUGUUAUAAACAAACAAAGACUCCCCCCAAAUCCAAGUGUCCUAUGCUGGGGCACGUAUUAAAAUAAUUAACGGGGGGACAUAUAGUGUCACCCCGAGCCUGCACACAUGCUCUGAGUGGGGGCUAUUAAACUAAAUGAGGGACCUAGUGUCCCCCUCUGGUCCCCACCCAAUAGCGGUGGGUAGAGGUCCUUAGUGACAAAAGGUGGGGGUAUCUAAUGUCUAGCCCCCCCACCCACGAGCAGUGAUUGACAAAAAGGUGGACCCUAUUGUCUGUUGAUUUUCGUUCUUUGUAAUUUUUAUUUGUUCUUUCGUCUUUCUGAAAAAUGAACGAAUAGCCGAAAUUCCCGAAUAUUGGACAAUAGCAAAUGCCCAGUGUUUUACUGGGUAUGCACUGGAAUUUCACAGUGGGUCGAUGACAUGUCCCACAGGGGGAAAACAAAGUUGAAAAAAGGUAAAAUGGGGGACCUCGGGGCAUUUGGGGGUGACAAUAAAACUUAGUGAAGUGUGUCACGCAGUAGGUACAAAAACCUGCUCAACAGAAAACCAAUUUACUUUCUGAUGCAGUGUUUGUGCAUGACAGGUGGUCCUCAUUUUACGACGGCUUACACUUACAACCAGAUCUCUAGCGUGAUGGUAAGUGCGAGCCGUCGUGGAGAUUAGAGGGAUUCCCUGCUCUGCUGCGUUCGUCUAUGUUCAGGGAAUGUUUCCUGAACAUAAACAAGCGCACCAGAGCAGGGUAUCCCUCAACUCCUCACUUACCGACCAAUUCGUUCUACAACUGGGUUGUAAGAACGGAACCCCGUCAGUAAAUGAGGAGUACCUGUAUACCAGUCCUAGAAUCUAUCUGCUAGGGUGAUGGGAUUCAAGUAGCAUUUGUGGGAGUUUACAGCUAAUUCCCUUCUCUUAUUUUCCAGGGUAUAGUAGGAAUGAUAUACAUCAUCCCAGCGGACAUCAACACCCUCAUUAACUACUUCAGUUUUGCGGUUUGGAUUUUCUACGGUUUAACAAUAGCUGGACUUGUGGUUAUGAGGUUUACAAAGAAGGAUAUGAAGCGACCUAUUAAGGUAGAGAAAAUAUCCUGAAUGUAGUGUAAUUGCUUUCUCUGAUUAAGAAUCUCUUUUAAUCCUCAUUUUUGUUUACUGUUAAUUGUACAUAAAAGGGAUCCUUUGUCAUUUUGUGUAAUCUUAAAGGAUCACUCUGAGCACCAUAACCACUACAACAUACCAUAUGUGCCCUGGUUUGUUAAUGGUUUGACUUCUUACCUUGGAUCCACCUGUCGCCGCUCCAGAUGUGUUUGGUAGGAGUUUUCCAUUAGCACCUCUGAGCAAAGCCCUAUAGAGCCAUUCCUAGAUCGAGUUAGGAGAACCCCAACGAUAACCGGACUGAAGUACAUAACACAAGAAAAUAAAGUGGCUGCCUAUGCAGAUGAUAUGCUGUUCUUCCUGGACGACCCCCUCGAAUCCAUCCCACAGCUCAUGGACGAAUUUCGCAAAUAUGGAAACCAAAUCAGGGCUUAAACAAAACCUAUCCAAAUGCGACAUACUAAACGUAACGGUGCCGGAAACUGAAUGUGCGCGCCUAAAACAACGGUUCACCUUCUACUGGUGCACAGACCACAUGAAAUAUCUAGGACUAUGGAUCAGCCCAGCGGCGAAAGACCUGUACGCUCACAACUACGCGCCCCUGCUAACCAACGUUCUGGGAGACCUCAAGAAAUGGAACUACAACCACAUCUGCUGGCAGGGAUGAAUGGCGGUAGUGAAGAUGAACAUCCUACCCAGGAUACUGUACCUAUUCCACACCACCACACCCUGGAUAAUACCGCAAAUCUUCUUCAAAACGGAGAUCCUCCGCUAUGUGUCGAAGGGAGACAGAGCAAGGAUCAGCCAUGAAAAACUGUGCCUCCCAAGAGAAUGGGGUGGACUGGCCCAACCAGAUUUCAGCAAAUACGCUCAGGCAACGAUACUGCAACGUCUCAGGGAAUUGCACACUGCCACACCCCACAAACGUUGGGUCUCGCUAAACAGAGAUAUCGUAGAUAACCACCUUCCUACGGUAAUCUGGCACAGAGAAUCAGAGGCAACGACAAACCUUAGGGAGGACUCUCCCAUCACGCAAACCCUAAAACCAUGGACCAGACUGAGGAAAGCACCCUAUAUCUCACCAAAACUGAGCCCGCUGAUUCCCAUCACCCAUAACCCAAACCUAGGUGAUGGGCUCCCACCAUCAGCAUGGCCAUUAGCGGACCAAGAAGGAUAUAUCCCUCUGCAAGCAGUACUGACAGACACAGGAGAUCACAGAAGGAAGGGCACUAACGCUAAUGCACCAAUUCCACUAUGCACAACUGAAACAUUUUUACCAUAACCUACCACACAGACACGGAAUACACAGGGACCUAACCUGGUAUGAAACACUCUGCUCCCACACACCGGACAAUGCAGGUACAGUCUCCAUCAUAUAUCAACGCCUAAUUACAGGAGAAUGGAAGAAGAAAGACUUGUUCAAAAGACGAUGGGAAGAACUAACCGCCAGAACCAAUACGGACGACCAAUGGGGAAAAAUACUUCUGCUACAACACAAAAGCUCAACAAGCUCCCUUUACGAAGAGGUAAACUACAAACUGAUUUCACACUGGUACCGUACACUGUCCUUGCUGCAUCAGACCAAUCCGACCACCCCAGAUACCUGUUGGAGCUGCGGCGAAGAGAAUGGAACUCUGACACAUCUGGUGGGACUGCAGAAAAAUUCAACCGUACUGGGAAGAAAGAGUGAGAAAUACAAAACAUACUGUAUUUCUCUCUCUAUUGACCCUGGAAACAGCCCUCAUACACCACACAGAAGUACCGCUCUCGGAGUAAAAAAGAUCUUAUGACACCUACUCAACGCUGCAAAAUCACUCAUACCGCCUUUCUGGAAAAAGAGAGACCCACCAACAGCCAGGCAGUGGAGAUACAGGGUGGAAGACAUACAAAUAGCCGAAGCCAAAAUGGCAGAUCUAAGGGGGGAGAGACAAGCACAUAGAACAAUGGAGACCCUGGUAUGUAUAUAUAAUUCAGCUCGCAACCAACGACUAAAUACGGGAGGAGGGGGUACGAGGAGAGACGGGGAAAGGGGCCCGAGCGCGUCGGCCGCUAAGCUAACCCACCCUUACCCACUCCCACCUACCCAUCCAUAAAACCACUAUUAUACCGCGCAGAGCCUGAGAGGGGCAGAAACAUGCAGGAAGGUGGGACCACACAGGAACCAAACUCCGAACAAUACGGCCGGUACUGACAGAGAAUGCAACACACAGAGGAAAGGCCCCAGACAUGGGAAACUAGGAACACUUACCACCCACAGGGGGAAGGAGAGACGAACAAACCCUCGUGAUCCGAAACCAGAACGAUAGGAUAAACACUAAUAAGACCUGGACACACUGAACCACACAUUUAUACAUAACUACACACCCACUUUGGGACACACUAACAACCUAGCGUAGUAUAAACACGACCACACGCUACAAAUCUAAAUAAGAGAGAACGACAAGCACACUAUGACAAUGCAUACAACGCAGAAAACCCAGCGACGAGCACAUCCAAGCUCAUACGAAACGCCACACUACAGCUGAUUUAGGGACCAAACAUGAGACCUCAAGAGACCCUCUAUUUAGGGACCACCUUAAGAUUGAUGGACGCAUGCGAAACCACAGACCGACCAUAGCGGACACAUCACUUACAGUCAGGGAGAUACUAGUAGACACACAAUAGGAUCCGCAAGCUUGCAAAAGUAUCACAUCACAGACCCACACAAGGCUCACUAGCCGCCACAGCAUACAAUAAAUAUUCCUUGACGGCGAUGAAACUCAAAAGCUUGAAUGGCUAAAGGGGGCCUGCAAACUCAGAGGUCCGUAUCGGAUGCAAUUAGCUAGAAAUUGACAGAAAUGACUCGUCAGCAAUGUAUGUAAGAGGGAGAUAAGAAAUAUGAAACAACACACUGUGAUAUUUGGUUUUUGUGAACUGUAUUUUUCAACCAGUGUUAUCAUCUGGCCUUAUAUGAUGUAUAUCACUAUGCUCAUCUAAUAAUAAAAACAGAUUUACAAAAAAAAACAAAAGUAGAAAUAAAAAGAUUCAUUUAAGUAAAAAAUAUUUUUUUUUAAAAAACACCCUUUCUAAAAAAUAUUCUGCAUGGGCACUAAAAAAAAAUAAAUCGAAAAGCUGGUGGGCGGUAAGGAAAUGUUUCCAUCAAGAAAGAUGCAUUAGUGGGUGGUAGGUAUAAAAAGGUUGACUUCCCCUGCUUUAUAGGGACACUCUAAACACCAAAACAACUUAUUUAAUGAAGUGGUUUUGGUGUAUAGAUCAUACAUCUGCAGUGUUAUUGCUCAGUUCUCUGCAAUUCAGGGGUUAAAUCACUUUGUCAGCUCCAACCCCAUCUCCCUACAUGCGACUCACACAGCCUCCUUCCUGUAAAAAAGGUCACGUUUUAAUCUUAAGAUUUUGUGUACCUUUUAAAGUGGGAGAGCGCCAGGGCACUCCUAGCACCAUAACAACUGUAGUGAUUAUACUGUUUAAAGUGUUUCUUUAUGCAGGCUAUUGCCGGUCCUUUUCUAAUAAGACACGGACAAUAUUAAAAAAACAACAACCACUUGCUCAAUUAAAUAGCCAAGAGCUGCAAUACUGCUGCAAACGGGAUAUAUCCCAAGCAUGAAAAAUAAACCCCAUUUAGUAGAAUUGCCCUAUUAAUUACCAGGGCUAAAAUGUUACAAUGUUUCCUGCAAGUCCAGAGCCCUCUGUAGCAUUACAGAUCAUUGAAUAUAAAUUCUCUCUAGGGUAGUUCUGUGUGAGAUAUUUGUUCACAGUUGAUGGGUCUACACUCAUUGUCCCUUCUAAGUUGUUGUUCGUAUCGGUUAUACACUGCUAACAGCAACGUAUUUCAUCCAUGGACGAUGUCAUGGGUGCAUGCAAAUAUACCAAUAGUGGGCUCUCUCACACUGCCCAUCGGGUCAACCUUAAAGGAUACACAAUGCUAAGAUCAAUAGCUUGUGUACGCCUUCUAAUUGGAAAAUAUUAUCUGUGUACUGAUAUAGCACUAUUACCUGACUGGACCCCUUGAAAGGCACCUAAACAAUGUUCCUGUAUUUUAAUAAUUUCUCUCAUUCUGUUUCAGAUUCCAAUUGUAAUCCCUAUCGCUAUGGUUCUCAUUUCCAUUUACCUGGUGUUGGCUCCAAUUAUUGACCAACCGGAAUGGGCCUACCUUUACUGUGUGCUGUUUAUUUUAAGCGGCCUGGUCGUAUAUUUCCCCUUUGUGCAUUACAAAGUAAAAUGGGCACAGAAAAUAACAAGUACGUGUAUGAUUAUGGCACUUGAUAUAUUUUUUUUCUUUCUCUUACACCCUGUUCUCUUCUUACCUGUACCAUCACUUCCAUACCUCUGUGCUAACACUUUCUGCAUAAUACCUGCAUUUGAAUUCCAAUACCACGUGCAUGCAGACUACACAAGGCUGUAACUUUCCUCCCAUAUGGAUUGUCUCACGAUCCAAAACAGAUUUUUUUUUAUUCCUGUUAAAGGAACAUUCAAAGCACCAUAAACACCCCAGUGUACUGUUCCGGCCCUCCAGAUGUUGCUGAACUACAACUCCCUUCAAUAUAAACCAUUUCCCAAAAGUUUGACAUCUUACCUGGGGUUCACAGGACACUGUUCACCUCCUCCAUGAGUUGUAAGCCGCAGUGUUUAGCUCAUUGCCUGACAGCGAUCAUCUGGCAGCAGCAUUUAGCUCAGUAGAGCUAAUCAGGGCUCUGUGUAGGAGCUUAUGGCUCUAAAUAGAGGAAGUGACCAAUGCCCAGUAGACCCCUGGUACAUUGUCAAAUCUACUUACACUGGGUUAACGGGCACUCCUGGCCUUACAACCAUGACAGUGUGCUGUAGUGGUUAUGGUUCUUGGAUUAUUUUUAAACCACAACCCAAUUUUAUAGAUUUGGUGUAUAUAUCAUGACCCUGCUGUCUCUGCCCAAUUCUCUGAUUUUUAAUUAAAUCAGGUUGUUUCAGCUGCACUAGCCAAAACUCACUUGGCUGUGACUCACAUGGGGAAAAAAUGGUUUACAUCUUUUUUUACAGUGCAGUGUGUUUUACUUUAGAAGUUCUUAUCUCCUGCUCAGUUACAUGAACUUUAGGCACACAAAACAGACUGCUGUAGGCACUUAACUCAUUGUAUUGUGUUUAGAGUUAACAUCUGACCUCUUUGCAGAAAGUGUGUAGGUCACAUGCAGCCUGGACUGGGCGUAUUAUGCAGGUCUUCAGAUGUGUCACAGCCCUUUACUGUGCAUGAUGCGGACUGUGAGAAAAAUUUCUAUUGGUGGACAGAAUGGCGAUAUGAGGGCCAAAGCCAAAUAAGAGAAGUAGAUAUAUGACAACUAGUUACAAUAUUUAACCAGAAAUAUUCUAAGAGAGCGACUAGGCCAAUAAAGGACAGAAACCGUAUGAAAGGCAAAGAGACAGAUACAAGUUGAGUAAUAUACAGAGCACCAUACAAAUAAAUAGGACAAUAAGACCGAUGCAGAGAAAGAAAGGGAGACACAAUAAGGGCAAGAAACGGAGCCAAAACACAGAUCCAGAAAGAGAUAAGAGGGUGUCUGACAGAGAGACCUUUGUAGACAAGUUUUAAUGAAACAGAAAGAAAAGACUGUUGGGGGUGGAGGAUGUACGAUUGUUGGCUCCAUACCUUAGUUGGACAGUACUGCUCCAAGGCUGUAUGCUUAUCUGAGCAUGUUUAUCGUCCACCAAUGUUCUUACUGAAUCUAUAAAAGCACGUAUGACAAAAUAUUCAGUGAAGUAUUUCCUUACCUCUAGAGCCAAUAACCAUGUUUGUCCAGAUGUUGAUGGAAGUCGUUCCACCAGAAGAACAAGCAGAAUGAAGAUGCUAAACAUCGAAAUUAAGGACUAUUUUUACAAAUGGACAAACCCUAUACGCAAGUGUAGACUCUGUAAAUAUUAAAUGGUUUACCGAUUUCAUUAUUGCAAAGUGGCAGAAAGCAGAAGACAACACACCCAAUAUCUGUGUACAUUUCAAACCUGGAACUAUGGAGCCAGGACGGUGUCACAUGGUAAGGACACCUCUCCCCAUCUACUCCAGUCUAUAAUAGAACACGCCGUACUGUGCAAGACUGACAGCCUGGCUCUUACUUCCAGUAAAAUGGACUGGAACAGGUAUGUUUUAUAAACCAUGUUUACUUGCUUUAAAACUGGAAUUAUUACCUCAUUCGAUUUUUUUUUGUCAUGAAACAAUAAAAUAAAAACUG
Molecule: messenger RNA, 37584 nt
Organism: Pelobates cultripes (western spadefoot toad)
Lineage: Eukaryota; Metazoa; Chordata; Amphibia; Anura; Pelobatidae
Source: the annotation of a GenBank genome assembly